Culex quinquefasciatus (southern house mosquito) is the source of this 678-nucleotide messenger RNA. RefSeq lists its product as uncharacterized. Gene Ontology annotation, biological process: DNA integration. Gene Ontology annotation, molecular function: nucleic acid binding. Bases 1 to 678 code for a protein of 225 amino acids. NCBI's taxonomy places the organism in Eukaryota, Metazoa, Arthropoda, Insecta, Diptera, Culicidae. The transcript has a single exon. The record is from RefSeq and is a predicted model, not a curated record.
AUGGGAGAACUGCUUUCGGCGCGCGUCACGGUGGCGCGUCCAUUUUCCAAGGUCGGCGUGGAUUACUUCGGACCGGUCUACAUUCGCCCCGGUCCGCGUAGAGUAGCCAUCAAAGCAUACGUAGCCGUAUUCGUGUGCAUGGGCACGAAAGCGGCGCAUCUGGAACUGGUAACGGACCUUUCUACCGACCGCUUCAUCCAGGCCCUGCGAAGGUUCAUCGGGAGAAGAGGCCUGCCAGCAGAAAUCUUCUCAGACAACGGGACCAACUUCGUUGGCGCUCGUAAUCAACUUCAAAACCUGUUUGAACUGCUUCGCAGCAAGGAUCACAGCGAGAAGGUUUCCAAGGAGUGCGCUGAUCAAGGGAUUCAGUGGCAUUUCAACCCACCGGGCGCUCCCCAUUUCGGAGGACUUUGGGAGGCCGCGGUACGAUCGGCCAAAACCCAUCUCCUGAAGGUUCUCGGCGACAACCCGGUGUCCUACGAGGACAUGGACACGUUGCUGGUACAAGUGGAAGCGUGCCUCAACUCCAGGCCGCUGACGCAGAUGUCGGACGAUCCGAACGAUCUGGAGCCGCUCACACCAGGGUACUUCCUGAUCGGCUCAUCAUUGUACGAGCUUCCGGACCUGGACAUCACCGCCGUGCCGAUGAACCGCCUGAACCAAUGGCAGACGACGUAG